ACAACGUGGAAAAGUUUGAACAACUUCAAAUCGAUUAUUUCCGAUUAUUUAAAAGUUAUUCUCGAAACUAAAAGAAGUCAGCUGUGUGGAGAAAACAUCUAAAGACAAUGACUGAAGAAGACGUGCUACCAAAAUGGGUUGUUCUUUGGCUUUUCGUGUCCGGAAUGAUAUGUACUUAUGACGUGGCAUACACAAUGAACCGUCCAUACACGAAUGAUCCGGCUAGCCCAAAGGCUAACUUGUUGUUCGGUGGAUGGGCUCUCUAUUCAUCAGUGGAUCGUCACUAUUUGACAACAAACGAUGUAUUCACUUGCUCAACAGGACGUGUAAUGCUCCUCGAAUGUCUCCUCAAUUUCAUCGCAAUUGGUUUGGCCUUUGCUCGGUCUCGUCACGGUCUUCUUCUGGCUUUCACCUCAAAUGUUAUGGUUCUUUGGAAAACGAUCCUCUUCUUCUCCGUAUUUUUGGGUCAACCGGAAGGACACCUGCCACCAAUGAAUCCAAACAAAUUUGUUUGGUCGAAAUUUAUGAUUUUCUGGAUUCCAAACGGUGUCUGGGUUCUUAUGCCAACACUCGUAUUGUUCGCACUUUGGAACAAGCUUGCAUUGCCACCAAAAAUGUCUGAAAAAUACUGGAAAGCCAGCAACAAGUGUCGAGGAGAUCUCAGUUUUGGCGACCAGAAGAAGAUUGCCCUCGAAUGAACUUUUAUCAAGAUUUGAAUAAAUUUUCCUUUUUUUGCCGCUUUCGAAAAUUAUGUGAAGAUUGAAAUCUGCGU
Molecule: messenger RNA, 772 nt
Organism: Caenorhabditis elegans
Lineage: Eukaryota; Metazoa; Nematoda; Chromadorea; Rhabditida; Rhabditidae
Gene: ZK84.2
Product: EXPERA domain-containing protein
Exons: 4
Coding region: 108-698 (196 amino acids)
Source: RefSeq, marked reviewed